CCCGGUGCGUGUGGCGGGGCGGUGCGCGGCGCGGCGCUGCGGGCCCGGCCGGCCGCGGGCACGGUAAGCGGGCGGGCAGCCGGCCGGCGGCUGGCGGCGGGAGGCGGCCGAGGAGCAGGAGCAGGAGGCCGAGGAGGGGGCCCGCUGCCCGGCGCCCGCCUGCCGCUGCGGCGGGAACGCGGCGCCGCGUCGCCAUGGCGCCCUGAGCCCGGCGGCGGCCGAGUGGCAGCGCCGAGGCCGCGUCCCCGCCGCGGGCCGUGAGCGGGCCCCAUGCCGAGCACCUCGGAGGCGGCGGCGGGCGGCGGCGGCGGCGGCAGCGGGGGGAGCCGGGGCUGGGCCGGCGGCGGCGGCGGGGCGGAGGCGGGCGGCGACAAGAAGCGGCUGCACCACCGGCGGCGGAAGCGCUUCGCGGCCCAGCCGCAGCCGCCCCCCCCGCCGCCGCCGCCGCCGCCCGCCCCGCACCCGCUGCUGUUCCCGCUGCUGCAGCCGCCCCUCCUGCAGCCGCCGCUCCUGCAGCCGCCGCUGCCGCCGCAGUCGCUGCUCUUCCUGGCGGCCACCGGCGCCUCGUCGUGCUGCGGGGACGGCGGGGAGCGGAAGCGGCCGCGGGGCAAACGGCGCUCGGGCUCCCGGCACAAGCGGCGGCGGGGCCGCGGCGGGGGCGGCGGCGGCGGCGGGGCGCAGGAGGCGGAGAAGCGGCGGGGCGGCGCGGGGCUCGGCACCCUGCUGGAGGAGUACGACGACGUGAGCUCCCAGUCCGAGGGGCUGGUGGGCGGCGGCGCGGCCGGAGCCGGCGGCGGCGGUGGAGGAGGAGGAGGAGGCAGCGGGGCGGGGAGCCCGGCCUCCUCCCCCGGCGGCAGGCAGCGGGGCGAGGCGGAGAGGAGCAGCCGGUCCCGCCGGGAGCACCGCAGCAGCAGCGGCCGCUCCAAGGAGCGGCACCGGGAGCACCGGCGGCGGGGCGACGACAAGCCGCAGGAGGGGGCGGCCUCCUCCAGCCGCGGGGGUGGCGAGGCCACCUCGUCUUCGUCCUCUUCCAAGUCCCGCAGCCGCCACAACCACACCGGCGGCCAGGACCGGGAGGGACUCAAGAGCAGCAGCAGCAGCGACCGCAGGAAGGGGUCCCUUGCCUCGCCCAGCAGCAGCAGGAAGGAGCGGGAGAGCAAAGCCCACCGCAGCCGGACUAAAGCGGCCAAGGAGCCGCCGUCGGCUUACAAGGACCCGCCGAAAGCCUACCGGGACGACAAGCCCGAGCCCAAAGCCUACCGGCGACAGCGCUCGUCCCCCAGCCCCGGGCGGGAUGACAGCCCCCCGCUGCACCGCUCGUCGCAGAGCCAGCGGAGCCGCAAGUCCCUCAGCCCCGUGGGCGGCCGCUCGCCCCUCAGCCCCUACAGCCGCCGCCGCUCCCCCAGCUACAGCAGGCACAGCUCCUACGAGCGUGGCGGGGAUGUGUCGCCCAGUCCCUACAGCAGCUGGCGGAGGUCACGGAGCCCCUACAGCCCCGUUAUCCGGAGAUCAGCAAAAUCUCGAAGCAGAAGUCCGUACUCAUCAAGGCAUUCAAGGUCUCGUAGCAGACACAGGUUGUCCAGAUCCAGAAGUCGCCAUUCGAGUAUCUCUCCUAGUACAUUGACUCUGAAGAGUAGCCUGGCUGCUGAGCUGAACAAAAACAAAAAAGCAAGAGCUGCUGAGGCAGCUAAAGCCAGUGCUAAAGCUUCCAACACUUCAACACCUACCAAGGGAAACACUGACACUGCUGCAAGCGCACCUCAAGUGAACAAUGUAAAGGACCUGAAGAAAAUAAAAGUUGAGCAUACACCUUCUCCUACAAGCAGUGCAAAUUUGAAGAAUGACAAGGCAAAAGCAAAGGCCCCACUUCCGGAAACUAAAGGAGAAAAUAAUUUAAUUGCAGACAAAAAUACUAAACAGAAAACUGCAGCAGUAAAAGAGAAUAAAACAACUGUUGUAAAACAGCAGCCGGUCACUGUAAAAGAGAAAACCAAACCGAGUACACCGAGUGUAGUAACCAAGGAGAAGGAUCGCACUGUUGCACUACCAACCUCCACACUGCCACCCUUGCCUUUGCCUCCCACGCUGCCUGAAGAUAAAGACAAUGAUAGUAAUCUGCGAGAGAAUCUUUCAGUGAAGACAGUUAAAGAAGCAGAGAAGAAACUUCGCCAUCUGCUUGCAGACUUGCCACUUCCACCUGAGUUGCCUGGAGGAGCAGAGUUAGCCAAAAGUCCUGAAGAAAAGAAACCAGCAGUUCAGUUACACAGCAAGAGAAGACCAAAAAUAUGUGGACCACGACAUGGUGAAACAAAAGAAAAAGAAAUAGACUGGGGAAAGCGCUGUGUGGAUAAAUUUGAUAUCAUUGGUAUUAUUGGUGAAGGCACUUAUGGGCAAGUUUACAAAGCCAGAGAUAAAGACACAGGAGAAAUGGUGGCACUAAAGAAAGUGCGUUUGGAUAAUGAAAAAGAAGGGUUUCCAAUUACAGCUAUUCGGGAGAUUAAGAUUCUUCGACAGCUCAAUCACCAAAGCAUUAUCAACAUGAAGGAAAUAGUGACAGAUAAGGAAGAUGCUUUGGACUUCAAGAAAGAUAAAGGUGCAUUUUACCUGGUGUUUGAAUAUAUGGACCAUGACUUGAUGGGACUGCUGGAAUCUGGUUUGGUUCAUUUUAAUGAAAAUCAUAUAAAGUCCUUUAUGAGACAGCUGAUGGAGGGUUUGGCCUAUUGCCAUAAGAAGAACUUUUUGCACAGAGAUAUCAAAUGUUCAAAUAUUCUACUAAAUAAUAGAGGGCAGAUAAAGCUUGCAGAUUUUGGGCUUGCUCGGCUGUACAACUCAGAAGAAAGCCGACCAUAUACCAACAAAGUUAUUACGUUAUGGUAUCGGCCUCCUGAACUUCUGCUUGGAGAAGAAAGAUACACGCCAGCUAUCGAUGUCUGGAGCUGUGGCUGCAUCCUGGGUGAACUUUUUACAAAAAAGCCAAUAUUUCAAGCAAAUCAAGAACUCGCUCAACUGGAACUUAUAAGCCGAAUUUGUGGGAGUCCUUGUCCAGCAGUGUGGCCUGAUGUUAUAAAAUUAGCUUAUUUCAACACGAUGAAACCAAAGAAGCAGUAUCGUCGAAAACUAAGAGAAGAGUUUGCUUUCAUCCCACCGGCUGCAUUAGAUUUGUUUGAUUAUAUGCUUGCUCUGGAUCCCAGCAAACGCUGCACAGCCGAACAAGCCCUUCAGUGUGAGUUUCUGCGAGAUGUGGAACCAUCUAAGAUGCCUCCCCCAGACCUUCCUUUGUGGCAGGAUUGCCAUGAGCUGUGGAGUAAGAAACGCAGAAGACAGAAGCAGAUGGGCAUGACUGAUGACGCAACAGCAACUAAAGUCCCUCGGAAGGACCUGUCUCUAGGCAUGGAUGAGAGCAGAACCAACACCCCACAAGGCAUGCAAACUUCUUCCCAACUCAAAACUCAGGGCAACUCUAGUGUAGCACUUGCAAAAACAAGCACUGGACAGCAGUUAAACCAGAAUGAAGUGGCAAUCCUGCUAAACCUGCUACAGUCUAAAACAAGUGUUAGUUUGGCACAGUUUGCCCAAGUGUUGAAUAUUAAGGUAAACCCAGAGACUCAGCAGCAACUAAAUAAAAUAAAUCUUCCUGCUGGAAUUUUGUCAGCAGGUGAAAAACAGUCAGAACAGCAGCAGCAGCCGCCGCCGCCUCCGCCACCACCGCCGGAACAGGAGCCUCUAAAACAGCCGACCGUCACGCAGCCUCCUGUGCCCCCUGCUCAGCUGAGUCAGCCCAAAGUCGAGACUGACGCUGCCCAGGCAGCCGUACAGAGUGCAUUUGCUGUUCUGUUGUCUCAGUUAAUAAAGGCUCAGCAAACAAAACAGAAAGAUCUGGUGUUGGAGGAGAAGGAAAACGGAUCAGGAAAUGAAAUGUCGUUACAACUCAGGCAGCCUCCAGAGCCCACCACUCCUGCGUCUGUCAGCCGGGACGACGUGGAAUCGCCAGCACCUGGUUACCCGCACCUGAUCAAGUCACUGUACACGGCUGCUGCAGGUCCAGAGGAUUUGGUUAGGCAGUCUGAGAUGAGGCUUCUGAACCGAACACCCGAACAAGAACGCCCUCGGAUCUUGCCUCCAGACCAGCGACCCCCAGAGCCACCAGAGCCUCCGCCUCUCACUGAUGAAGACCUUGAUUAUCGGACAGAGAACCAGCAUUUGCCUAUAAGUAACUCUUCAGGAACAGAUCCCCACGCAGGAGUGAAAGCAGCUCUUCUACAGCUGCUUGCUCAGCAUCAAGCUCAGGCAACGACGGAGGAGCCAGUACAAACAAGUGUGGAUUACCAGGCUAGAGACUCCUAUGUAACAGGCCCAGACUACAAGGAUAACUUUGGAUCGUCUACCUUCUCCUCUGCCCACUAUGGCAGUAGCGAUGGCAUAGGAAGCGGGUCAUCGGGAGCGUUAGAAAGGAGGAACUUCCUCGGAAACUCGGAUAUUCAACCUUUGGAUAACUACAGUACUGCUUCAUCUCACUCUGGUGGUGCCCCUCCUCCGUCUGCCUUUUCAGAAUCCUUUCCCAGCUCAGUAACUGGUUACGGAGACAUUUACCUCAAUGCUGGCCCCAUGCUAUUCAGUGGAGAUAAAGACCAUAGGUUUGAAUACAGCCACGGCCCAAUCUCAGUCCUGGGGAGCAGCAGCGACGCUUCCGCAGGGCCGGAGAGCACUCAUCCUCUGCCCGCCAAGAUGCACAACUACAGCUAUGGAAGUAACUUACAGGAAAACCCCGGUGGCCUCGGCCACAUGCAUGGACAGACUUGGACUUCCCCUGCCCAAGGACCUGGCUAUUCCCAAGGAUACAGGGGACACAUUAGCACAUCUGCAGUGAGAGGGCGAGGCAGAGGAUUACCAUAUUGAGUAUCUGUUUUUCCUCAGGCACAUCAUUUUUAUCUGGAAAAACUUUUUUUUUUUCUAGCUGCAGUUUAAAGCAGCAGUUCAACAGACUUGAAUAAUGUUAAUUCAACAGCUUUAUUUUUAUGUGGAAAAGGGUCUUGCAUACAGUAGGAAAAAUUAAAAAUGCUUAAAACUCAUGCUGUCUGAAAACUAGAUGAAUUGAUUGUACAUGUUCACAAACUCUAGUUCUGAAUUUUAUUUUGUAUUUUGGCAGUUUUAAGUGGAUGCUAAAUUUAGGGACAUCAGCUUUUUAUGGCACUCUUUCAGAUCUUCUGAACUAUGCACAUUUGUGCUUUUUUUGUAAGUUUGGACCAACUUUUAUGUAAAGAAAAAAAAAGAUUUUACAACAAUCAAAGCAGGGCACUGAUUUAUUUGGUAUUUUUCUUUUUACAGAACUACCUUUAGUCAAAGGUCACUGUCAGUCUUUGCACUGCUUUCAGUGUUAUUGUGGAAGGUGUACUUUGUGCUCAUUUCAGAUAAUAAAACACAACCUUUCUCUUGAUGCAAAAUUUUAUAAAUAUUUGGUCAAUGUUAUUUUUUUUUCUUUCAAAAAAAAAAAAGGAAUGGAUGUUCUGGUAAAAUGUUCUCUCCAUCUCCCAGGCUUGUUUAUAUAAAAACUGUUUUACUUGAAUGGUAAGUGCCUUAACAUGUAAGCUUAAGGUGUGCGAAAAUUUGGAAGUACUUUAUGAAUCGAUGCGAAAAUAAUACUUAAACCUACGUAGUUGAGAUGAAAAUUCAAAUAAUAAUAAUAGGAAACUCAAAUAGGUCAUAACCUUGUGCUGUUUACUUCAUGUGGGCCAGUUACUUAGAGACCUAAUCUUAUCUUGAUGAAGUCAUAAUCUCCAAAUUGAACUUCAUAAGAAACUAUGAAAGUGAGGAGAAAAAUGAAGAGUAGUUUUUCCUCAGCUCCCCCUUGGAGUUGUAGAAAUUGUGUGACUUCUUCUGCCAAAUAAACUAUGCUUUAUAUGUCCUUA
Anas platyrhynchos (mallard) is the source of this 5906-nucleotide messenger RNA. RefSeq names its product cyclin dependent kinase 13 (gene CDK13). The record is from RefSeq and is a predicted model, not a curated record. Gene Ontology annotation, biological process: protein phosphorylation; positive regulation of transcription elongation by RNA polymerase II. NCBI's taxonomy places the organism in Eukaryota, Metazoa, Chordata, Aves, Anseriformes, Anatidae. Gene Ontology annotation, cellular component: cyclin/CDK positive transcription elongation factor complex; nucleus. Gene Ontology annotation, molecular function: ATP binding; RNA polymerase II CTD heptapeptide repeat kinase activity; cyclin binding.